Sitodiplosis mosellana (orange wheat blossom midge) is the source of this 1583-nucleotide messenger RNA. RefSeq lists its product as uncharacterized. The record is from RefSeq and is a predicted model, not a curated record. NCBI's taxonomy places the organism in Eukaryota, Metazoa, Arthropoda, Insecta, Diptera, Cecidomyiidae. The transcript has 5 exons. Gene Ontology annotation, molecular function: acyltransferase activity, transferring groups other than amino-acyl groups. Bases 324 to 1178 code for a protein of 284 amino acids.
AAACCAGGCCGUGUCAUCAGAUGUGUAUCACUGCGUGGCACUACGACAUAAUUGAGAUCAUAAAAUAUCGCAAAAAAAUAUUGGCUCCAGGCAACGAAAUGGAAUAAUUUCAUCAGAAUGCGCGACAAGUAUGCAGAUAUUGAUGCAGUCAGUGCGAUACAGAAUUGGCACAAGAAAACAAUGAUCCAAGCAUGAAGAUAAGAAAACGGGUUAUGGAAAUUUCUGAAUGAAAUGGUAGAUAAUUGUCUGUGUUCUGAAUAUUGUUUACAGUUGCAUUUGUACUUCUGAAGAAACAUCACAAGAUCCAGUCGCGUGAAUAAGCUAUGGAAAACCGAUUAGUGAAGAUUGAAAGUGAAAAAUGGUCGAGUUUGAAGUCACUUUAUGCCGAGACACCAGAAACGAUCCUCGGUUUAACCACCAUUAGCAAUUACAUUCGAUGGAUGCAAAAAGAUGGAUUAAUUGAUAACUUGGCGAUAUAUUCGUUGAACGGAGAUUGGUCGGAUGGAACGUUUGCUGUUGUGGACAGAUAUCACGUCUAUUUCGACUGUUUGAGUGGUUCCAAAGAAAAGCUAACGAAACUAUUGGAAUUACUGGAUUUUUCGAGUGGAUUCAGGAUCAUGCAUGUUCGUUCAAAACAUUAUCCCAUCAUGUUGGAAACCAUACGACGGAAACAGCUGCAACUUGAGUAUGACGACCCAAAUCUAUUGUAUUAUUUGCCAAAAGAAAAAGCAAUGGCGCUCAACACACAGCUACCUGAAGGUUUCUAUAGUCGUUCGCUCACCGACACAGACGUGGAGAUCGCAAAUGCACAAUGGCCAUUCAAUCAUUCUGGUUCGCUUUUUUACCUGCAGCGAUUGGCUCGAUUAAAUUCAAGUUGCGGCAUUUUUACUCAAGAUGGACAUGAUUUAGUUUCUUCUGGCUUUCAAUUUCAAACUGGACCAAUCGGAACGUUGUACACACAACCCGCAUAUCGAAUGCGUGGUCUCGGGUCGUCCGUGGUAAAAACUAUUUUCAAACAAAUUGGCGAACAAGGCACGGGAGUAACUGCAACUGUAAAAAGAGCAAAUGCAGCUUCGCGAUCAAUUUUCGAGAAAAUUGGAUGCCAAGUCAUCGAUGAGAUACAUUGGAUCGCAACCCCGUGCGAUUGGACAGAGGAAACAGGAGGCAAGGAAAUAUAAGUCAUUGUACGGAACCAUAUCGUUCUUUCAACUUUGCGGAAUUGAGAUUAUUUCUCUUUUUUUUGACGACGAUAAAUUUGAUGAAUAAAAGAAACAAAACCAUAACAGAGUUAAGAUCCAAAUUUAUACAAUCAAAUGAAGCAUUCAGUUUUUUUCCAGUUUUGACUGAAGAUAAAAAAGAAUAAAAAAUAAAAAAUAAACAUUUUAUAUAUAAAUACUGUGGUUGAACACACCCAACACAGAUUUCGGCAGUCAAAUACGUAGUAUAUAUUUUCAAUGUCAACUGAUAGCAUUUAUUUUGUCAACACGUUCACACAAUGGUUAACCGAUUGAUGAAAAACUGAAUGUAAGAAUUGAAAGUUGAAUUAAACUUAAGAGAACAGUUUGUGCCUGAGUAAUCCGAAA